Osmerus eperlanus (European smelt) is the source of this 3818-nucleotide messenger RNA. RefSeq names its product NACHT, LRR and PYD domains-containing protein 3-like. The record is from RefSeq and is a predicted model, not a curated record. Gene Ontology annotation, molecular function: protein binding. Gene Ontology annotation, biological process: intracellular signal transduction. Lineage: Eukaryota; Metazoa; Chordata; Actinopteri; Osmeriformes; Osmeridae. Bases 209 to 3394 code for a protein of 1061 amino acids. The transcript is spliced from 7 exons.
UACUUUCAAACUCAAUCCAAAAUGGCUAGUUUUGCAAAACUUACCUAACUUGCCUUUAUGUGUGAAUGAAAAUGAGUUAAGUGGCAAACAAAUUACACAUAACUGUCUAUGUGACAAUACUUCUGUGCUGGAUAUGUCUAGAGUGUUUUAACAUACUCAAUAGAAACAUCUAUUGUCACUCAUAGUCUACCAUAGAACCAUAGUCUACAUGAUUCACUCUCUCCAGGAAUCUACAAUGGCUACAAGUAAUGCGGAACACCUGUUGAGAACUCUGGAUCAACUAGGGGAAAACAAUCUGAAGAGGUUUCAGUGGUACCUGCAGAAUGAAGUGGAUGGGUUUAAUCCCAUCCCAAAGAGCAAGUUGGAGAAAGCUGACAGACCAGACACAGUGGAUAAGAUGGUGGAGUCAUACGGACUUGAAAGAGCUCUGAAGAUCACUGUGAAGAUCCUGGGGAAGAUUCCACAGAAUGAUCUUGCUGAGUCGCUGAUGAAAAACUGUUCCAUGGAUGUCAGUGGUGCUGAGGAGGCUGGUGAGAACACUUCAACUUCUUGCCUUCCUCAGGUAGUCCAGGGUUCUUCCAACCCGACUGAGACUGGAGACCAUGAACUGCCUAGUGGAAACCCCUUAGAGUAUGAUGAAUAUGCAGAAAAGAUCAAAUACAACAAACGCAAACAUCAACUACAACUCAAAUCAAAGUACGAAGAAACAGUUGAUAGAAUGAAACAGCAUGGCAAGAAAGUCCUCCUUGACAGCAUCUUCACAGAGCUCUACAUCACAGAGGCUGGAGGUGGAGAGGUUAAUCACCAACAUGAAGUGCGACAGAUUGAGGCAGAAUACAGGAAGAUUAGAGGGUCAGAAAAAACAAUCACAUUCAACAACAUCUUUAAAUGCCCACGUGAACGAAACAAACUUAUCAGAACGGUUCUGACCAAGGGAAUUGCUGGAAUUGGCAAAACGUUUUCCUCGCUAAAGUUCACUCUAGACUGGGCAAACGGAAAUGAAAAUCAAGACAUUGACUUCAUUUUUCCACUCCCUUUUCGACAGCUAAAUUUGUUCAAGCAAGAGAAGCACAACUUGAUUGAUGUCAUUCAUAAAUGCUUCAAAGAAAUGGAGAAAGAGCUUCUCGCUGCCAUUUUCACAGAAACACAAGAAAACAAGAAAAACCUGAAAGUUCUAUUUAUCUUGGAUGGUCUUGAUGAGUUCCAGAUAAACCUCAACUACGAGAAGUAUGAAAGCUGUGAUGUUGUCACAGAGCCGAAGUCCAUUGAUGUGCUACUAACAAAUCUGAUCAUGAAAGAUCUGCUUCCUUCUGCUCUCCUAUGGAUAACGUCCCGACCUGUCACAGCCAAUCAGAUCCCCUCUGAGUGUGUUGACCUGGUGACAGAGGUACGAGGGUUCAAUGAGAAACAGAGGGAGGAGUACUUCAAGAAAAGAUGCAGUGAUGAGAAAGCCAAAGCAAUCAUCUCACACAUCAAGCAACCCUCAUCAAAGAGCCUCUACAUCAUGUGUCACAUACCAGUCAUCGCUUUCAUUAUUGCAACAGUUUUAGAGACCCAUGGAGAAAAAGAGUUGCCCAAGACUCUGACUCAAGUUUACAUACUCUUCCUGGUUGAUCAAGUCAGAAAGAUGAACGUGAAGUAUAAUAGAAAAGCUGAGUCUGACGCACCCUGGGACAAAAAAGACAUUAAGAUUAUUCGAUCACUAGGGAAACUGGCGUUCAAACAACUGGAAAAGGGCAACCUGAUUUUCCAUGAGGCAGACCUGAGAAAAUGUGACAUUGAUGUCCAAAGAGCUGCAAACUGCUCUGGAGUGUGCACAGAAAUAUUUUCUGAAGAUAAAUGGGGUGGUGAAGAGAAGGUGUACUGCUUUAUCCAUCUGACCAUCCAGGAGCUUUUUGCUGCUCUGCAUGUGUUUCUGUCAUUCCGUAAUGACAAUGUGAAUUUAAUGUCAAAACAUUUUUACAAUAGAUUAACCUUCCUCCAAUCACCUGUCAGAUUCUACAAGAGUGCUGUGAACAGAACCUUAGAAAGUGAGAAUGGACAGCUAGACCUGUUCCUCCGCUUCCUCCUUGGCCUCUCAAUGGAGUCCAACCAGGAACUCUUGACAGGUCUACUAAUAAGGAGAAGAAGCAGCGCACAGAGCCUUGAGAAAACAGUCAAAUACAUCAAUAAGAAGAUCAGAGAGGAUCCCUCUCCAGAGAGAUGCAUGAAUCUUUUCCACUGUCUAAAUGAACUGAAUGACCGUUCUCUGGUGCAGAAGAUCCAAUACUACCUGAGCUCAGGAAGUUUCUCCAGUGAGAAGCUCUCAUCUACACAGUGGUCAGCUCUGGUCUUUGUGUUGCUGACUUUAGAAGAGAAACUGGACGUGUUUGACCUGAAGAUCUACUCCAGAUCAGAGGAAGGUCUUCUGAGGCUGCUGCCAGUGGUCAAAGCCUCCAAAACUGCUCUGCUGACUGACUGUAACCUCUCAGAACGGUGCUGUGAAGCGCUGGCCUCGGUUCUCCCUUCCUCAGAUCUUAGAGAGCUGAACCUGAGUAACAAUGACCUGGGGGAUUCAGGCAUGAAGCUGCUCUCUGAUGGAUUGGGGAAUCCAGGCUGUAAACUGGAGACGCUGAGACUGUCAGACUGUCUGGUCACGGAGGAAGGCUGUGCUUCUUUAGCCUCAGCUCUGAGGUCCAACCCCUUCCACCUGAGGGAACUGGAUCUGAGCUACAAUCAUCCAGGAGAAAAAGGAUUGAAGCUGCUCUCUGCUGGACUGGAGGAUCCACUCUGUAAACUGGAGAAACUCAAUGUGGAUUAUGGUGGAGAGUGCAGGAUCAAACCUAUCCCUAGGAGAUAUGUCUGUGAGCUCACGCUGGACCCAAACACAGCACAUGGAAACCUCUCUCUGUCUGAGGAGAACAGAAAGGUGACAUGGAUGAGAGAUGAGCAGCUGUAUCCUGAUCACCCAGAGAGAUUUGACUAUUGGCCACAGGUGCUGUGUAGAGAGGGUCUGUCUGGGCGCUGUUACUGGGAGGCAGAGUGGAGUGGUGGAGGGGUUUAUAUAGCAGUGACGUAUAAAGGAAUCAGCAGGAGAGGGAGGGGUUCUGACUGCAGGCUUGGAUUCAAUAACAAGUCCUGGAGACUGUACUGUGGUAAUCACAGUUACUUUGUCUGGCACAAUAAGAAGAGAACUGACAUACCUGUCCCCCCCUCCGGCUCCCACAGAGUAGGAGUGUAUCUGGACUGGCCGGCCGGCACUCUGUCCUUCUACACAGUCUCCUCUGACACAUUGACCCACCUGCACACAUUCCACACCACAUUCUCUGAGCCCCUCUAUCCAGGGUUUAUGCUUUAUGACUAUGACAGCUCAGUCCCUGUGUCAGGUAGAAUAGCUAACGUUAAUACAUGCUAAGAAGACUCAGUGAUGUUUUAUUGGCAAAAGGAGUUUGUACAAAGCAUUGAAUGUAGGGGUGCCAAUAAUUGUGGGACACAUUGUUCCAUUAAAAAUAAGUAUUUCUUGACAGAUUUCCUUUAAUUUCCUUUAGAGCCUUUGCAGUUGCCGGUCCUAGAGAGUGGAAUCAACUUCCCCUUUCUAUCAGACAGGCUCCUUCAUCGUCUGUUUUUAAAUCCAAACUUAAAACACACUUAUAUGCACUUGCGUUUCCCACUACCUCUUGGGUUGUGAUGUUACUUAUUUUACUGUUAUUGACUGUUUGUAUUUAGUUUUUAUUAUGUAUUUUAUGGUGUCUUUAAAAAAAAAAGACUGAUUUUGUUCGGCACCUCGUCAGCCUUGCUGUGUUAGAGUGUGCUUUAUAAAUAAAAUGUACUUGCUUACU